AUGCAAGUUCCCGCGGGUGCGACCGCUAGCUAUGACCACUUGCUCAAGCUUCUCCUUAUCGGCGACAGCGGCGUGGGGAAAAGCUCGAUCCUGCUGCGAUUUUCAGAGGACGUUUUCAACGAGAAACAACUCUCAACCAUCGGCGUCGAUUUCAAGGUGAAGGCAAUAACGGUUGGAGAUGCGAGGCUGAAACUCGCCAUCUGGGACACAGCAGGACAGGAGCGAUUUCGCACGCUCACUUCGUCUUACUACCGAGGUGCCCAGGGGAUCAUCAUGGUCUAUGACGUGAGCAACCGCCAGUCGUUCUUGGAUCUGCAGUCUUGGCUAGACGAGAUCUACCGCUACUCCACGAAUGCAGAUGCCGUCAUCAUGCUCGUGGCGAACAAAAUCGAUAAACGGACGGUCGAAGUCGAGCGGCGCGAGGGAGAAGCUUUUGCGUAUCAGAAAGGAAUGCUAUUCGUGGAGACCUCGGCAAAGACGCGCCAGGGAGUCGAUCACGCCUUUGAGGAGCUCGUGCAGAAGAUUCUCGACACUCCGUCGCUCCUCGAGAACACCUCCCCUGUGGGCGCUGCGCCUCGCCAGCUGUCUUACUCUCGCGACGGGGAUGCGGUGAAUGCGCCGUCGGGGUGUUCGUGUUAA
Neospora caninum is the source of this 639-nucleotide messenger RNA. RefSeq names its product Rab1-prov protein, related. Bases 1 to 639 code for a protein of 212 amino acids. Gene Ontology annotation, molecular function: GTPase activity; GTP binding. Lineage: Eukaryota; Apicomplexa; Conoidasida; Eucoccidiorida; Sarcocystidae. The transcript is spliced from 5 exons. The record is from RefSeq and is a predicted model, not a curated record.